Ambispora leptoticha is the source of this 297-nucleotide messenger RNA. Lineage: Eukaryota; Fungi; Glomeromycota; Glomeromycetes; Archaeosporales; Ambisporaceae. The record is from the annotation of a GenBank genome assembly.
AUGGUAAAUAUUAUAGAAAAACAACAACAAGAAAAUAAAGAAUUAUUAAACGAAAUAGAAUUAUUAAAACAACAAUUAGCAGAUAAAAGUAGAGAACUCAAUGAUUAUAAAAAUACAGAAGUAAAUGAGCAAGAAGCUGAAUUUAAACAAAAAGCAACUGAAAGAAUUCACCAAAUUCUUAUACAUGACUAUAAUUGGAAAGAAAAGAAGAAUUUGGAAGAAGUUGUAGAGAGAAUUGUAAUAGAUCAUUUUGAAAGCACUAAAUCAGAGAUAAGGAUGAAAGAAUUAAAGAAUUGA